Molecule: messenger RNA, 474 nt
Organism: Protopolystoma xenopodis
Lineage: Eukaryota; Metazoa; Platyhelminthes; Monogenea; Polystomatidea; Polystomatidae
Source: the annotation of a GenBank genome assembly
AUGCAAGAUCAGUUGGGGGUCUCACCUCAGAGCCGGUCUAUUGAAUCUGGGGACAUAGACUCCGUGCCAUCUAGGCGCUACUGGUUACGCGUAGUCGAGGCGACUAGGGGCCCGCAGGAGACUGGGACGGUGACAACUGGAGCGAAAAGUGUUCCGACAGGCCGACGACACCCGGCCGGUACAGAGGGCAGCAUCAAGAGGCUAGGCAAUCAGACAGACAAAUGGGGAUUCAGGGAAGGGCAAACUGGUUGUGUGUCUUCUGCCCAUGAGAGAGAGAUACAAACUGAGAUGAUCGAGAAUGGACCGACAAGAAUGCGCCAGUGCCCUUGCCUAAAAGGUAGUAGCCGAUUCGGGCGUGUAUGUUGCUCUGGAGCCAAGAGCCAGUCACCUGUAGUUGACCCGGGGCAGGAAAUCCAAGAUGAAAUGACCUUUAUUUUGGUCGAAGUUAUUGAAUCUAUUCCCAAUUCAUCUUGA